AUGGAUCAAAUUACAUCGUCUUAUUCGCUUAUACCAACAACUGAACUUGAUGGAAAUCCCAAUAUUGCUGACCUUUGGUCAUCAACUAAUGGAUCUUAUAUGCAACAAAUAACUAAUCACAAUAAUAAUAUUAAUAACAAUAUUCAACAAGCAUCACCAAGUAAUCCAACAUUACAACCCCCUCCUAGUCUUGCUUAUGCACGCCGUUAUGCUGCAUCAAAACCACCUUAUUCUUAUAUUUCCUUAAUUACGCACGCUAUCAAUGGUUCUCCUGAUGGCAUGUGUACAUUAUCACAAAUCUAUCAAUAUAUUCAAGAUCGGUAUGCAUACUACCGACAAAAUCAGCAACGUUGGCAAAAUUCUAUACGACAUUCAUUAUCAUUUAAUGAUUGUUUUGUUAAAGUUCCACGUAGUACAGAUCGGCCUGGUAAAGGUUCAUUCUGGGCUUUACAUCCUGAUAGUGGAAAUAUGUUUGAAAAUGGUUGUUAUUUACGGCGACAAAAACGUUUUAAAAUAAAAGAGAGAAUAAGAGACCCAAAUAAACCCAAAACAACCAAUAAAGAUAAAAUAACAAAUUCAAAUUUGAAUAAAUCUCAUUCAUCAUCAUCACCACUUUCCGAAAAUACAAUAAGAGGAAUGGAUUCACCAGGUUCAUCACCACGACAAGCAACAGCAUCAGAAUCCUUAACUUUACCAUUACCACAACAAUACUAUCAUCAAUAUUCGCAGAUUCAUCCAUCACAAACAACAUAUUCAACUGAAUCAAUACCUACUAUUAAAACUGAGUAUGUUCAUAAUCCAACACCAUCAUCAUCAUCAUCAUCCACAAUUUAUACUCAUCAAACAUACGAUCCAAAUAAUAAUGGUUUACAAUAUUUAACUACAGAACCCAAUCAACAAUAUUUUCAUACAACUGAUCAAUCUUCAUCACCAUUUCUUCAUCAAAUAGCACCACCAGGUACAUUUCGUAUUGAUAAUCUUAUUAAUGGUCAACCAGAUUUUAAAUCAUUCUAUUCAACAAUGACUGGUCAUGAAACAACAAGUAAUUUUUUGGAUACAACAAAUACUAAUUAUUAUUAUAAUAAUACAAAUUCUUCAUCUUAA
Molecule: messenger RNA, 1104 nt
Organism: Rotaria socialis
Lineage: Eukaryota; Metazoa; Rotifera; Eurotatoria; Philodinida; Philodinidae
Source: the annotation of a GenBank genome assembly